AAGUGGGGGCCGCAUAUAAGACCCCGACGUUUGAAGGGGCCCGGUAGUCUCUAGUCAUCGAUACGACCGCGUUACUACGACUGGAUCACUAUACCUAGUGACGUCACUCUUUCUCUCUCCUACUCAAUCGGCGCCAUCCUUCGUCAGGAUGAAGACGGAAGCCCUCCUUCUCCUGAUCUGUUUCGGAACUAUCACCGCUUUGACGAGGAAGCAAGAGGCUGCCGAGCAAAGCCGCCGGAAGGUCGCUGCGGCCACGUCAGCGCCGAAGAAACAGGAGCCGGAGGAGGAAUACGAGGACGACGACGAGCUCCAGGACCAGUGUCCGGAGCCCAACGGAUACUUCCCGGACGCGGAGCAAUGCGACAAGUACUACGACUGUCGAGACAGCAAAAUAACGGAGAAAUUGUGCCCCGACGGCCUGGUCUUCAACGAUUUCAGUCCGCAGCACGAGAAGUGCGAUUUGCCGUUCGGCAUCGAUUGCUCGAAGAGACCCAAGCUACAAAAGCCGCAACCGUCACCGCACUGUCCCCGCAUGCACGGCUACUUCGCCCAUGAGGAUCCGAGAAACUGUAACACCUUCUACUACUGUGUGGAGGGCAAGUUCAACAUGAUUACCUGUCCGGAUGGCCUGGUCUUCUCCGAGAAGACCGGCAUCUGCAACUGGCCGGAUGAGGCGCAGAAGAAGGGCUGCGGUUCCCGCGAGCUCUUCAACUUCACCUGCCCGAAGGUCGACGACUCCGUGGCCGCGACGCAUCCGCGUUAUCCCGACACCGAGGACUGCCAGUACUUUUACGUGUGCGUCAACGGUGAGGUACCGAGGCGAAGCGGAUGCAAGCUCGGCCAGGCGUUCGACGAGCGCACCGGAAAGUGCGACUGGGCCAGAAAAAUACCCGAAUGCAAAGACUGGUACAAGGAUCAGCUGACCGACGAACAAUUGGACGCCUUGGAGAAUCCGCCGCCCAAACCUAAGCCUACCGGUGGACCAAGCAGAAGAAAAGGCAGCAGACCGGCCGUAUAGGCUCAGGACUUUAGAUUAAGCGUGUAGGUUUUUAUAAGUCUUUACUUUUAAACUGCUCUAUUGUAUAAUAAACUUAUCUUUAUUACAAACACACGUGCCUUUCAAAAUGUAUUGCGUCGUAAAUCCUGUCUUCGAGAUAAUUUGCUUUGACAGAUAAAUUGUGAAUUUGACUUUAAACAGUUUAGAAAAAAAGCUACUAAUUCCAGGGAAAAAUUAUUUAAUUUCUAACAACGAUACUGACACCUUCGGCGUUUUUAUUUAAACAACAAUGACUUUAGUUUCUCGCAAAAUUGGCGAGAUUUCCAUAAGAUCGGAACUCUUCCGAAAUAAAUUCAGAUCGCGUCUUAAAUUUACGUGAGCGGUGAAAGUUUGAUAUCGAGCGACAUUCCUCGCAUUUCAUGCAUGGAGAACAUUCCCGAAAUCCAGCUCUAACGUAAUGCUUUCGUAAGCCUGAGAAUCGUGGGACGAAGAUCAUUUUACGUAAGCCAAAGAGAGGGAGCAUUGUUAGAACAUCAGUAUCGAGCAGAACUGCACAGAUGAGACGGCGAAAAUGUCUAUGAAUCGUAAUAUUAAGUAUAACAAACAACAAAUAUAUAAUGUAAUCAAACAUAU
This is a messenger RNA of Vollenhovia emeryi, 1630 nucleotides long. RefSeq names its product peritrophin-44-like (gene Cpap3-b). Bases 149 to 1018 code for a protein of 289 amino acids. The record is from RefSeq and is a predicted model, not a curated record. Lineage: Eukaryota; Metazoa; Arthropoda; Insecta; Hymenoptera; Formicidae. The transcript is spliced from 4 exons. Gene Ontology annotation, molecular function: chitin binding. Gene Ontology annotation, cellular component: extracellular region.